ACAAGAGCUAUAAGACUUGUGCAAGAUGUAUGAGUAGAGAUAAAAACAAAGUUGCUGCUAAAAAAGAUAAUUUAGAUGAAGAAAAUACUAUCAUUGAAACAAUUUCUAUUCAUGAUAUUAGCGAUUAUAUUGCUAAUGCAAUUACUGAUUUAGACAUUCAUUCAAAACUUUCUCUUACGUUUGGUAUUCAGCUUGAUAAGGUCACACUUAGUGUUGUAGUUUUUGAACAGCAAAAAAAUAAUGAAAAAAAUUGUACCUUAUGUUUUCAACUUGAGACUGAUAAUACAGCAGCUAUCAGUUUUACUACAAAACUACUUUCAGCAUUAUAUUAUACAGAAGUACAUUGUGAUGCUACUUAUAAAACUUCCAAGAGCCGAUUCAAACUCUAUAGUAUUGUUGAUAAUGUGGAAGGUACAG
This is a messenger RNA of Racocetra persica, 417 nucleotides long. Lineage: Eukaryota; Fungi; Glomeromycota; Glomeromycetes; Diversisporales; Gigasporaceae. The record is from the annotation of a GenBank genome assembly.